Colletotrichum spaethianum is the source of this 1647-nucleotide messenger RNA. RefSeq lists its product as uncharacterized. Lineage: Eukaryota; Fungi; Ascomycota; Sordariomycetes; Glomerellales; Glomerellaceae. The transcript has a single exon. The record is from RefSeq and is a predicted model, not a curated record. The coding region runs from base 1 to 1647 and encodes 548 amino acids.
AUGGAUGCGUAUAGCACCAGCUGCAACUCCAACAGCCAUGUUUGGACAUCGCCUCCCCCGGAAGAGAUGUCACCGCACCAUUCCGACCGCCAAGCUUCGGCUCAGUGGCCUACCAUGUUUGAGCCCCAGGCCGUCCACGUUAACUCAGACCUCAUCUCCAAGAUGCCCUUCUUCAUGGACUACUACAAGAACAUCAUGUGCCCGUCCAUGGUCUUCAUGGACGGACCUGGCAACCCGUACAGGGAGCACAUUCUCCACCUGGCUUCGAGUAGCCAGAGCUUGCAGCACGCCAUCUGCGCCUUGUCGGCCUGCAACCUGCGGAUGAAGCGCAGACUCAGCCUGGGCCAAGACACCCGUGAACUCUCCGAGAAGCUUAUGGCCGAGAAGUCGACCGCCGAGUCGAUGGAGGACACUCAGCCCGAGGACCAGUCUCUCUCGGAGGAGUACCAGCACCGGAACCUCGCGGUCCAUCUGCUCAACCAGCAGCUCAACGACCCGGUCAAGUCCAGCCAUGACUCGGUCCUGGCAACCAUUCUGCUCCUCUGCCACUACCGCAUGGUGGAGUCUGGCAUUGCCAAGUUCCACACCCAAUUCGCCGGCGUCAAGAAGAUUCUCUCAAUGCGGCGGUCGCAGAACCUGGCACCGUCCCGCGACUCUGCGUGGAUGGAGGCCAUCUUCACCUACUUUGAUGCCAUCUCGGCCAGCAUCAACGAUCGCGAGGCUCAACUGAACGCGACUUUCUACGGUGUCAUGCCAGAUGCCCAGCUUCUCCCCCCUGGCGCCGAGAACCUCGUUGGCUGUGACCGUGAGCUCUUCAAGACCAUUAGCAAGCUCGGCAGGCUCAACCUGCUGUCGCAGCACCGCGCAGUUCAGAACCUCGUCAAAAACCCGUCUCGCUCUCAGUCGCCACUUGGCUCGCCUCUGGGCCACGCGUACAAGGCAAAUAUGAACGGCAUGCACCACCAGCAAAUGGGUGACAUUUACAACCUGCCUAGCCAUCGUUUCGACGGCAACGGCUUCGGCUCGACUCUUGACGACGAUGAGUUUGUCUCUUCGUCGCUCUGCUCUUCGGCAACGUACGACGACCACCGCAACAACUUCUGGAGGGAGUGGAAGGAGGCUCGCCUCGCCCUCCAAAGCUGGGAGUUUGACUCGGCCCGUGUCCACGCUUCCCUCCCCUCCCCUGCCACCCCGGCGCAGGUCCGGGACCUUGGUUCAUUGUCCGAGGCGUUCCGCUACGCCGCUCUGCUCUACACGGAGCGCUUGGCCUCGCCCAACGUCCCGUCGACGCACAGCAAUUUCCAGAACUUGGUCUCUCAGGUCGUCUACUACGCUACGAGCUUGGAGGCCGGCAGCCAGGCGGAGAAGUUCCUACUGUGGCCGCUCUUCGUUGCGGGCAGCGAGUGCGUCAACGAGCUGCAGCAAAACAUUGUGCGGAGCAAGUGCCGCGACAUCAUGGCCCGCUCGGGUUACAUGAACAACCUCGCCGCCCUCGACGUGCUCGAGCGCCUCUGGGCUGGCGAAUGGAAAGACAACGAGCCUCGGAGCCCUGCGGCGGUCAAGCUCGAGGCCAUGCGCCGAGGCCCGUUCAACUGGACCAGGUGCAUCGGCGGUCCCGGUGUCGAAGUGGAGUGGAUCAUGUUUUAA